Diaporthe batatas is the source of this 1941-nucleotide messenger RNA. RefSeq lists its product as uncharacterized. The transcript has a single exon. The coding region runs from base 1 to 1941 and encodes 646 amino acids. NCBI's taxonomy places the organism in Eukaryota, Fungi, Ascomycota, Sordariomycetes, Diaporthales, Diaporthaceae. The record is from RefSeq and is a predicted model, not a curated record.
AUGGCCAGCCAACGAGCUCAGGGUCAAAGUGUUUCUGAAAUAGGAUGUGAAUUGUAUGAAUACCACCCGUUUCACUCCAGUGACCAGUAUAUUCGACAAUUGAUUCUUGACCCGGGACAAGGCGAUAACCCUCUGAGGGGAAGUCUGGUGACGGCCAAGCUUCUUGAUGCACCAUCAUUCGAGGCUAUCUCCUAUGUGUGGGGCUCGAAAACCCGGAACCGGUGGAUUAUUGUGGAUGGCCGACGGCUUCCUAUCACUUCAAGUAUGGAAGACGCCCUUCGACAAACAAGACUGCCAGCGCAUGCGCGGACCCUGUGGGCAGACUCCAUCUGCAUCAAUCAAGAGAACCGUGUGGAGAAGGGGCAUCAAGUUGCCAUGAUGGGCAGAAUUUACGCCAGAUCGAAUCGCACACUCAUAUGCCUUGGCCUCUGUCCACAGUUCCAACAAUGCUCCCAGGACGUGGUCGGUUUGGUCGACGAAGUGAACAAUAUGAUGGACUCGACCUUUGCCGGCUCCUUAUUUUCAUGGGACUGGGGAAGCUUUCCGUUCCCCAGUGAAGAUGAUACCUUACUCCACGACAAUAGAUGGGUGUCAUGGGAAGAAUUCGGGAAAUGUGCCUGGUUCGGAAGGGGCUGGGUCGUGCAAGAAGCUGCUUUGGCACGCGAGGCCGUCGUACUUUGGGCAGGAGCUGAAAUACCAUGGAUCAGGAUUCUGCGGAGCUAUGAAUGGCUGGUGCAGCGUGUGCGCCAUUUGAUGCCAACCAGCAGAUUGCUCAUGAUACCAAAUCCUCAUCGGCGAACAUAUACCACGCGACGGCCGUGGGAAGCGAGAACGCUUCACUUUGAAAGAAACCAGGAGCUACUAGAGCACAUGCCAACUCUUGAGGUGCUCAAUACUGCCCGGACGUUGGAUGUAUCGGAGCCCAAGGAUCUCAUCUACGCAUUCAUGUCGAUUCCGACCUCAGACAAGGUUUUCACUGGGCUCGAUAUAAGACCGGAUUAUUCGAGGGAUGUUUCCCAUCUGGAUGUCUAUCGAGACUUCGCCGUCAGAUAUUUACAAAGGACCCAGAACCCGGACCUUUUGAGUUAUGUGGAUCAUGAAGAGAGUGACUUAGAGGCCAAACGCGAGGUUGACGGGUUGGGCUCCUCCUCGGUCUUUUACUUUCCAUCGUGGAUUCCGCGCUGGGAUCGAGGCCUAACGCUUCUGCGUGAGGUGGCAUACUGGCUUAAUGCCACGGCACCAAAGGUUGAGAUCAACGAUAACCACAUCUCGCAUGUCCUCACCAUACAUGACGCCUCAAUCAUCGAAGUGAGAGCCAUCGUUUUCGAUUCCGUCCAAUAUGUCUCCGAGAGAUUGUCAUGGUUAGAUGACUGCACCCCAACACAAUGCACUCAAGAAGUGGUUUCACUUUGGCGACAAGUCUCGCCAGAAUCGCGUAGGCUCCCAGGGCUACUUGACAAGGAUCCACUAGAUGAGGCACUGGCCUUUCUGAGCACACUUUGUCGAAACUUCUUUGACGGUGAUCGUGAGGAGUUCUGGCACUCACUAAAGGCGUUUGCAGGACUCCUCCAGGAUGAUAGGCCAACGCGGUCUAUCGACUUGUAUCUCACGAAUAAGGAGGCUCGGCGAAUAUCGACAUUUGCUAUCAAGUCAUGUCAAAGCCGUCGUUUCAUUCUGCUGAAUGGUGGUCUCUACGGAAUGGCACCCACCAUCACCCGUAGCGGCGAUACGUGUGCAGUCAUCCCCGGAACAAGAUUCCCCUUUAUCCUCCGAAACGUUGCUGGAAAGGAAAAUCAUUACCAAGUGAUAGGACGUGCAUACAUUCAAACCAAGGCUUGGCCUCUGGUGCAGUCUGGGCAUCCUCCGCCGCUGGGCAGUUCGGACCAAAGCAGAAGCUGGAAGGACUAUGUUAUGCAAGGAAAGUCUAUUUAUCUUUGUUGA